AUGGCCCGCUCAUCCUAUCCCUCUCUGCACGCCGCUCAGCCAGGGGACAAUGCCAUGUCGCAGUUCCGCGGCGGCCUAGAGUCCUCCUGGCUCCCCCCCCUUCCUAUCCAGCUCAUGCGUGAUAUAUCGCAAAAAUCCCUCUUUACCUUCUCUUUCCGUCUCUGUCUCGUCAACGACACCCUGUUUGUAUUGUUGUACCAGUACCAAAAAGUACAUAAACAAACACACCACCAACCUGCCAUGCCUGAAGAAGCCGUCCCUGAAGCGGCCGAAAAGGACGCCACCGCCGCCGAACGAGACACGCGCAUCACCUUUCACGAUGCUGACCACCCUCGUCUCACCCGCGGCCGAUCCGAAGCCCUCGACGGCCGCGGCCGCGACGAGACCUCGCGCUCCCGCUCCCGCGGCGGCCAGCCCCGGCGCUCCUUGAGCCGGGGCUCCAACCUGUCCCGCCGCUCCGAGCUCCCCUCGUCGCCCUACACGGGUAUCCAGAUCGAAUACCGCACGCUGUCCAUCAACGUGGCCGAGUCGCGCGCCAUCGACACGGAGGAGACCUCGGCCGACCUCAAAGCGGCGGCGGCAGCGACCGGUGUCGCAAAGGACAAGGCCGACCAGGACUACUUUGCGCAGCUCACCUACCACCACCUCUCAACGGACCAGAUCACGCAGCAGCUCAACGUGUCGCGCCGCGACGGCCUGUCGGCGAGCAUGGCCGCGCACCGGCAGCAGCGCGACGGCCUCAACACGCUGCCGCGCGCAAAGACCAACUACUGGAAAAAGGUGCUCGGCUACGUCUUUGGCGGCUUCUGCUCGGUGCUCUGGGUCGGCGUCGUCAUCUUCUUCCUCUGCUGGCGGCCGCUCAGCAGCCCGCCGUCGAUUGUGAACCUGGCCCUCGCCAUCCUCGUGCUGAUUGUGAUUGCGCUGCAGGCCGGCUUCUCCGCCUUCCAGGACUGGUCCACGCAGCGCACCAUGAAGUCCAUCACGGACCUGCUGCCGGCCGAGGCGCUCGUGGUGCGCGACGGCCAGACGGUCCGGAUCGCCGCCGCGGAGCUCGUCGCCGGCGACAUUGUGCAGCUGCAGAUUGGCAACAAGGUGCCGGCCGACCUGCGCAUCCUGAGCCACUCGGGCGACAUCCGCUUCGACCGGUCCGUGCUCACCGGCGAGUCGGACGAGGUCGAGGGCGCCGUCGACGGCACCGACCCGUCCUUCCUCGAGAGCCGCAACAUUGCCCUCAUGGGCACGCUCGUCGUCAACGGCAGCGGCGUCGGCGUCGUCGUCCUCACCGGCGCGCGCUCCGUCAUGGGCCGCAUCGCCCGCGCCACCGCCUCGACCAAGGAGCGCCCGACGCUCAUCCAGCGCGAGAUUUCGCGCUUCGUCGGCAUCAUCGUCGCCCUCACCGUCGUCCUCGCGCUGCUGAUCCUGCUCACCUGGGUCGGCUGGCUGCGGCGCGACCACCCGUCGUACAUGAACGUCGUGGCCAUGCUCAACAACGUCAUGGGCUGCGUCGUAGCCUUUAUCCCCGAGGGCAUGCCCGUCGGCGUCGCCCUCACCCUCAUGAUGGUCGCCCGCCGCAUGAAGGCCGUCAACGUCCUGCCCAAGGGCCUCUCGACGGUCGAGACGCUCGGCUGCGUGAAUGUCAUUUGCUCGGACAAGACGGGCACGCUGACGCAAAACGAGAUGCACGUCAACUCGGCCGCCUUUGUCGACCAGCCGAUCUCGGUGACGGAAAUCCAGAGCAACGUCGACAGCGAGACGCCCGACGCCUGCAACCGCAGGCUCAUGCAGGCCGCGCUCCUCUGCAACGACGCCGCGUUUGACCCGUCCACCAUGGGCCUCCCCGUCGCCGCGCGCCAGGUCCAGGGCAACGCCACGGACGCGGCGGUGCUCAAGUUCGCCGCGGCGACGCGGCAGAGCGAGGCCGAGGCGGACCGGCUGCCGCGCGUGUUCCAGAUCCCGUUCAACUCCAAGAACAAGUACAUGGUGACGGUGCACGCCGACGGCGAGAAGCCGGCCGGCGAGUACCGCGUCUUCGUCAAGGGCGCGCCCGACGUGCUGCUGCCGGCCUGCACGGCGUACUGGUCGCGGCAGGCCGACGCCGUCGUGCCGCUCGACGCGGCCGCCACGCGCGCCUUCAAGGAGUACCAGGACGCGCUCUCGCGCAACGCCGAGCGCGUCAUCGUGCUGUGCGAAAAGACGGUCACGCCCGUGCACGCCGUCAGCACCAACGCCUUUAGCGACGAGAUGGCGGCCGCCGCGACGAGCGGGCUCGCCGUGGUCGGCAUCCUCGGCAUCAUCGACCCGCCGCGGCCGGAGACGGCGGCCACGGUGCGCGAGUGCCGCCGCGCCGGCGCCCGCUUCUUCAUGGUCACGGGCGACUACGGCCUCACCGCGGCCGCGAUUGCCCGCAACACGGGCAUCUUCACCGGCGAGCGCGACCCGGACACGGCGGCGCGCAUCCAGUCCAAGCUCGGCCCGUCGUCGACGGAGCUGCGCGCCGCGCGCGCGGCCGGCGAGGUGCGCAGCCUGCUGCUCGAGGGCCACGCGCUGGCGGGGCUCGCGGGCGACGACUGGGACGUGGUGUGCGAGUACGGCGAGAUUGUGUUUGCGCGCACGACGCCGGAGCAGAAGCUGCGCAUCGUCGAGGAGUUCCGGAAGCGCGACAACGUGGUGGCGGUGACGGGCGACGGGGUCAACGACGCGCCGGCGCUGCGGGCGGCCGACGUGGGCGUCGCCGUCGUGACGGGCAGCGACGUGGCGAUUGAGGCGGCCGACCUGGUGCUGCUGGACAAGUUCGACUCCAUCAUCGAGGCGAUCCGGCUGGGGCGGCUCGUGUUCCAGAACCUGCAAAAGGUGAUUGCGUACCUGCUGCCGGCGGGCAGCUGGUCCGAGAUCUGGCCGGUGCUGCUCAACGUCUUCUUCGGGGUGCCGCUGCCGCUGAGCUCGUUCCUCAUGAUCAUCGUGUGCGUCUUCACGGACCUGUUCCUGUCGCUGUCGCUCAUCAUGGAGAAGGAGGAGUUUGACCUGCUGUCGCUGCCGCCGCGCGACCACCGGCGCGACCACCUCAUCACCCUGCGCAUCUACAUCCAGGCCUACCUCUUCACCGGCUUCAUGGAGACGACGAUUGCGCACGCCAUGUUCUUCCUCUACUACUGGCGGCAGGCGCGCAUUCCCGUCCGCGAGCUGUUCUUCCUCUUCGAGGGCUACACGGACGGCUUCCACGGCUUCUCCCAGGACGAGCUCGCCCACCUCAACGCCGUCGGCCAGAGCAUCUACUUUGUCACGCUGGUGAUUCUGCAAUGGGGCAACGUUCUCUCGGUGCGCAACCGUCGCCUCAGCAUCUUCCAGGCCGAUCCCUUUACCGCCAAGCGCCGCAAUCCGUGGCUGAUGGUCAGCAUCCUCAUCUCUCUGGCCAUUGCCAUCUUUGUCACCGAAGUGCCUGGGAUCCAGACUCUGUUUGGUACUGCCUCGGUUCCGAUUGAGUUUUGGUUAAUUCCUAUUCCCUUGGCCCUGGGUAUUCUAGCCAUGGAUGAGAUUCGCAAGUUGGUCGUCCGCGUCUUUCCCAACGGACCCAUUGCAAAGAUUGCGUGGUAA
Messenger RNA from Cordyceps militaris CM01, 3591 nucleotides. RefSeq names its product Na/K ATPase alpha 1 subunit, putative. Gene Ontology annotation, molecular function: ATP binding; ATP hydrolysis activity; P-type sodium:potassium-exchanging transporter activity. Gene Ontology annotation, cellular component: membrane. Gene Ontology annotation, biological process: proton transmembrane transport; sodium ion export across plasma membrane; potassium ion import across plasma membrane. The record is from RefSeq and is a predicted model, not a curated record. The transcript is spliced from 2 exons. NCBI's taxonomy places the organism in Eukaryota, Fungi, Ascomycota, Sordariomycetes, Hypocreales, Cordycipitaceae. Bases 1 to 3591 code for a protein of 1196 amino acids.